Molecule: messenger RNA, 1025 nt
Organism: Rana temporaria (common frog)
Lineage: Eukaryota; Metazoa; Chordata; Amphibia; Anura; Ranidae
Product: ras-related protein Rab-7a-like
Exons: 6
Coding region: 185-793 (202 amino acids)
Biological process (GO): endosome to lysosome transport; phagosome-lysosome fusion
Cellular component (GO): lysosome; late endosome; phagocytic vesicle
Molecular function (GO): GTP binding; GTPase activity
Source: RefSeq, a predicted model, not a curated record
UGGCAGCCCGGCCCCUCCUCUCACAUGCUCAGGAACCAGGAACUCUAUUACUCAGCAUCAGCUUUUCCACUUCUUCUGCCUACAGGAAUUCGUCCCACACCAAACUCUCCGCACUCUCCGGAGACGCAUACAAGAUAUUUUCCAUAGAACUUUCAACUUAUGUUGUUCUACUUGACAUUGGGAGAUGUUCUCAAGACAACACAUCAAAAUUCUUUUAGUUGGGAAUGCGGGAGUGGGAAAGUCGGCACUGAUGAACCAGUACGUCAACAGUCGCUUCACCAACUACUACAGAGCCACCAUAGGAGCCGACUUCUUCACCAAAGAGCUACGACUAGAUGAAAAACUGGUGACGGCACAGAUUUGGGAUACAGCGGGCACAGAGCGCUUUCAGUCACUGGGUGCAGCACUCUACAGGGGCACAGACUGUUGUUUGCUGGUCUUUGACGUGACGUCCCCUAUUUCCUUCCACGCUCUUGACACCUGGCAUAGAGAAUUCCUGGUACAAGCCGAUCCCUCAUCGCCAGACAAAUUUCCCUUUCUGGUGGUUGCCAACAAGACAGAUCUGGAGGAACGUCAGGUUUCUCCUCGGCAGGCACAGGAGUGGUGCAAGUCAUGUAAUGCAGAAUACUUUGAAACCAGUGCAAAGGAAGCAGUGAAUGUAGAGGAAGCAUUUGUGCAAGCCGUCAGACUAGCCCUUAAGCAUCACGAAGUACCUGGCAAUAAGGCUAAUGAAGAAUCCGUGAAUUUGUUAGAAAAGUCAGAAACUCUACACCAUAAAAAAUGUAACUGUUAAUUCUAGAAGCGCCCUUCUUACCUCAAACAUGAAGGUGCUUUUUCCAUUUAUCAAAAACUACGACAAAGUCUGAGAUCUUGGAGAACCUAACUUACAUGGAAUUCAAAGAAAACCAGAACCUUGAUAAAUAUGUGUAAAAUAUAUAUAUAUAUAUAUUUCUGUUUUGCAUGGACAAUACAGACCCUAUCCUUUAGCCUAGGUUCACACUGCUGCGAAUUCAAAAUCGGUAAAA